This is a messenger RNA of Sphaerulina musiva SO2202, 3539 nucleotides long. RefSeq lists its product as uncharacterized. The transcript has a single exon. The record is from RefSeq and is a predicted model, not a curated record. NCBI's taxonomy places the organism in Eukaryota, Fungi, Ascomycota, Dothideomycetes, Mycosphaerellales, Mycosphaerellaceae. Bases 237 to 3194 code for a protein of 985 amino acids.
CGACCAGCCACCCGCACGAAUCGAUACAUCUCAAACCAUCCUUACCACAGUCGUCGCUACUCACCACCACAUCGGACGCGCACGACCGCACAACAUCUCUACCUCGGCGCACAUGCCACGCCGACUUGCAGGGAGGAGACUUGGUGUGACGGGAAGCGAGUGAGAAGAGCAAGCGAGAACCCCCGUCGACGACUCGUAGUCUCCACGGACUUGCUCGCUGUGCGAUACCGAUCCGCAUGCAGCAAAUGGAGACUCUUCCUGCUUCUGCCGCUGUCGCCGGACCCAGCAGCGAAGCUUCGACGCCCUUGGCAUAUGAGGAAGACGUGCGACAUGGAGGUGGUGGAGGAGGAGGUGGAGGAGGAACAAGUCACUGUGCCAUCACUGCUUCCCAAGUGUUCAAGCCCGCGAGCAGCGGCAGCAACAGCAUGUCGCCCCUCGCCAUGGCCGGCGCUUCUCCCGAUUCGGGUACCCCCAAGGACAUGAAGAGUAUUGGCUCGCGCUUCCACGAGGACUGCCACGAGACCGAUAUGCCCAGUCCUCGUCUGCGCUCCAGUCGGCUGUACAAGGGCAAGGGCAAGGAGGCUGUGGCUAUUGAAAAGCCCAAGAAGAAGCCUCUGAAGCUGCUGGAUCUGCCGCUGGACAUCCUUAAGGAUAUCAUUAAAGAAGUCACACAUACAAACGACCUCACUUCGCUCGCGCUGUGUCACAGUGCUCUUCACGACCUCACGACUCCGCACAUCUACUCACGUUUCGAUAUCGUCUGGCCAGACAGCAGCGCGCAGUCCGAGCACAGAUCUGGGGUCGAUGCGCUCACGUACGGACUCGCGACUCUGGUCAUGGCGGAGGAGGUGUUUGGCGAAGCGCCCGAUCAACGGCAGCAUGCGCAGAACAACAGAUACAGCAAGACCGAGGGAAAGGCGACAGAGACGGCCAUACGGAAACGACGAGGCAACCACUACGCGCAUUUCACGAAGAAGUUCUCGCUCGGGAAUGGCCCGGCAGAUUGGGUCCAAGAGUACCUGAUCACGAAAGAGGGUGGGAAGAUGCUUGGAACGUUGGUGGCAUUGGCAGUGGCGCGUAUGCGGUCGCUCGAGACAUUCAUUUGGGAUAUGCCUACUGGGAUCCUGCGAGACGUGUGGCUCGCGCUUUCAUCAUUAGGAGAUCGUGCUACAGAGCGAAGCCCGUGCAAACUGGAAAAGGUGUGGGUUAGGUGGCACAACAACUCCCUCAGCCCUGCGGCCGAAGCGAGCCCCAUCCCUCCUCCACCGCCCACCAUCGGUAUGAAUACCAUGCACACAUCGCACUUCCAUGCGACCAUCCCGGGUCCCGUCCCCGUGCCUCAGAUGCACCCUGCUGCGCUCGACCGAGUAGAGCAUCCCAACUUUUCAGUGUUGCCCGCACUCAAGAGUUUGAGUGUCCUCGAUAUCGAUGAGCUGCAAUAUCUGGACGAAAUGGCGGUGCUCAUAGGCAAGUCCUUGGACAAGCUUCGAGAGCUCCGUGUGGGAAUCGCGAGACACGCCAUGACAAAAGAUUGGGUCACGGUAUGGGAAGGCGAUCAGCUGCGGCAGGUGGAUCCAGAUUAUCCCACCGCAGGCUCUCUGACCAUUGGCGAAAAGCGGCUGGGAGGUGUCAUGGGCACUCUCACUGGAUUCGUGUGUGACAUGCGAAAACCGAAGAUCGUGUUACCAGAAAGAAGGCGGCACAGUCGUGGAUCGAGCAGGGCCAGCGCGAUCGUCCCAGAGUCUCCUAUCUCUGCUUCUGCAGAAAGCACCACUAUCGCUCAGACCAUGGGUGUGUCGAGCUUGCAAGAUGUCAUGUCAGCAGCAGUGCCAGCAGAGGAGACGGCCCCCGCAGUCUCCUACCCAUCAUCGUCGACACCACUCACCACCCCCAGCGCAUCGCUCGAAAGCGAGCUGGAAAUCGGCAGUGACCCUGCAAUCGAGACGGCGCUGCAAGCCGUCGCAACAACGACAACAACAGCAACAGCACCACCCGUGAGCACUCCUCUAGCGACCCACGAUGUAGUCACUCUCGACUCUCUGGAUGACCUCCAAGAGCCAUGGCUUGACAAUGUGCUUCGACUGGACAGCUUGGAGCUCGAGCGCGUGCCCAUCUCGGUCCCAGUGCUACAGAAAGCUAUCAACUGGACCACGUUGACUUCGUUGACACUGCUAUACUGUCCGAACCACGAACAGCUGUGGAAAACGCUUCGCAAACAGUUUGCGCCUAUACCCAAAUCACCGGUAUACCCGACGCCUCGACGAACAUCGACCAUGUCGUCGAAGAAAGCCAGCAAACCUGCACCGGCAGAUGCAGACAUGCAAUACCAACUCCGCCUCAAGAAAAUACACACCAACACGGUCUCGCCGGCGCUCAUCAGUUUUCUCAAAGAGACUCUCGCACCGAACAGUCUGGAAGUGCUUUUCUUACAGGAAGCCCGUAGCUAUAACUCGCCUGUACAAGUCGAGGCAAUCCACCGUGGUCCCUUGCGAAGACAUCGGAACAGCUUGCAGAAAAUCCUGAUUGACAGCUCAGAGAAGGGCGCGGAUGGUCUGCCGACCAACUCUAACCGAUGGAGACGAUGGAUCUUACCUCGCGAGAUCCUCGCAUUCGUGUGCAGCGGCAGAAUGCCUGCUCUCCGCGAGCUCGGCAUGGCAAUUGAUUAUCGCGAUUGGCACUUUUUCUUACAACACCUACCGAGUGUGCCGCAACUCCGGUCACUAUAUCUUCCAUUCUUGGCGAAUCAUGUAUCUGGUCCGAAUGUGGACGCGCGAGAACUGGCACUACAAGUGGUCGAUAUUGUGGCGCUCCGAUCGGAGGUCGAGCUGUGUUACAUGGGAAUUGCGAAUAAAUGCUUUGAGAUUCUGGAAACGCGAGAUGGCGACAAGGGAAAGAACGAGUCGCAUCUGGGCGUGUAUGGGUCUGGCGGGACCAUUGAUGCGGAGCAGCAGGCUUCGGAGGCAGAGGAUGACGAGGACGUGGACGAUGAAGCGGACGACGACGACGACGUGGACCAUCUGGAUGCCGAAGAGGCAGCCGAUACGGAGAGUGAUGGCGAGGAAAGUGAAGAUGACACGGAUUCGGAAGCCGAUGGGGUCGAGUUUGGGAGACAUGCGGCGAAGUUGAGAUUGAGGGAGAUUUUAUUUUACGAUGACAAGGUUGCGAUUUUCAAGGUUCGGCAUGGAAGGUUGUAGAUGUACCAGAGGCGGCGUAUGAGUGACGGUAAGGAGAAGCAGAAGAUGAUUCCCCAGGAUCGAGUCGAUAGGGUAGGAUAGGUUACAUGGGCGGUGAGGUUGUGGCAGUCACAAGCAACAGUAUGGGCUGACGAGCAUCGGCUAUACAGUGUACCUCCUAAUGACCUCAUAUUCUGUGCUGGGCCAGGCCAGUCUCCAGACUUGAAUCACAAUCCACAGACACGCCCCGGCACCGAAGAAGCUCGAGCGCCCAGACGCGACCAAAUGGCAUAGUUAAGCUCCAUUCGCUACGCUUUAGCACUCUACUAGCAUAGACACUCUACCAUCGCUUCGGAGAGAAUGGGC